AUGCCUACCCUGCCCAAGAUUCGCCUAGGCCUCGGGCGGCAGCAAGUCGACGAUGCCAUCGUGCCUGCCGCUGCCGAAAGAGCGACGGACGACGCCAAAUUGGGUGCCGAAAACGUAGCAAAUGAAACGGGUGCACAGGUAGACGAGAAACCAGUGCUUCCCAGCGAGAACGUGCAACAUGGUGUGCAAAGCGUGCAGGCCGUCACACUCACCUGGUCGAAGCGGUCACUGGUAGCCGUUUUCGUCAACAUAUGGUGUCUGUAUCUGGUCAAUGCUUUUCAGUCUUCAAUUCUGUACAACCUGAUGCCGUUCGUUACGAGUGACUUCGAGUCGCAUUCGCUUCUGACGGUCAUCAAUAUUGUGGCCAAUGCAAUGACAGCUGCCGUAUACAUACCGCUCGCUAAAAUGCUUGACGUCUGGGGUCGUGCUGAAGGCUUCCUCGUCAUGACGAGCUUCGCCACGCUGGGACUGGUCCUCAUGGCUACAUGCAACAGUCUCUCGACCUUUUGCGCCGCCCAAGUUUUCUAUUCUAUUGGAUUUGGAGGCAUCAUCUAUAGUGUGGAUGUUAUUACGGCUGACGCCACGAGCCUGAAGAAUCGAGGACUAGCGUUUGCGUUCACUUCUUCUCCCUACAUGAUAACUGCAUUCGCCGGCCCGAAGGCUGCAGAAGGAUUUUACGAGAACGUCAACUGGCGGUGGGGAUUCGGAUGCUUCUCGAUUAUCCUACCCUGUGUGGCGGCUCCUUUGUUCGCAAUCUUAAAGUUCAACCUUCGAAAAGCCGAGCAGCAAGGACGUAUCCUCCGGGAAAAGAGCGGAAGAACAGUGGCGCAGAACAUUUGGAUGUUUGUGACGGAAUUCGAUGUUCCCGGAGUCAUCUUGUUCGCCGGCGGCCUCACUACAUUCUUACUGCCCUUCACACUCGCCGACUCAGCGCCUGACGGUUGGUCGUCAGGUUAUAUCAUCGCCAUGAUUGUCGUGGGCUUUAUCGUCCUCGUAAUCUUUGCGCUCUACGAAACAUUCCUCGCCCCCACACCGUUCCUCAACGUCCACCUCAUGACCGACAGAACAAUCAUUGGAGCUCUUGCCCUCUGCGCGACAUACCAAGUCUCCUACUACUGCUGGAACAGCUACUUCACCUCGUUCCUCCAGGUUGUGAAUAACCUCAGUGUUUCAGAGGCGGGAUAUGUUGCAAGUACUUUUGAUGUCGUGUCCGGCAUCCUUCUUUUGAUCGUUGGUUUCUCCAUCAGAAAGACGGGAUACUUCAAGUGGCUUCUUUACUUUGCCAUUCCACUCUACGUCUUUGCACAGGGGCUAAUGAUUCAUUUCCGCCAACCCAACGGUUAUAUUGGAUACGUUGUCAUGUGCCAAAUCUUCAUUUCAGUUGGUGGAAGUAUCUUCAUCAUCGUUCAACAGCUGUCGAUUCUCGCCGCUGUUGACCACCAGCAUGUCGCUGCAGCUCUGGCACUCCUCAGCGUUGUUGGUAAUAUUGGCGGUGCUGUUGGCAACUCUAUCUCUGGCGCUAUCUGGACCAACACUUUUGCCAAGGCCCUCGAGCGAUAUCUCCCGGCCACGGCUUUGCCGGAUCUGGCCGAAAUCUACGAAAGCCUCGAGACGCAGCUCAGCUACGAAGUCGGCUCCCCGGAGCGACUUGGUAUCCAGCAGGCGUAUGGAUACGCACAAACCAGGAUGCUUGCGACGGGCACUGGUAUCAUGGCACUGUCAUUCAUCUGGGUCCUUCUCAUCCGCAACAUCAACGUUGGAACCAUUAGGCAGACUAUGGGCAAUGUCUUCUGA
This is a messenger RNA of Verticillium nonalfalfae, 1794 nucleotides long. RefSeq lists its product as uncharacterized. Gene Ontology annotation, biological process: transmembrane transport. Lineage: Eukaryota; Fungi; Ascomycota; Sordariomycetes; Glomerellales; Plectosphaerellaceae. The transcript has 4 exons. The record is from RefSeq and is a predicted model, not a curated record. Gene Ontology annotation, molecular function: transmembrane transporter activity. Bases 1 to 1794 code for a protein of 597 amino acids.